CGUUUGUGGUGAGAACACGAUCCGAGACCGAACAGACCUAACUGCAAAAAUUAUUGCGCAUUUUGAACUAAACCAGCUGCCGUACUCAGCGGCGCUGUGCAUUAUGGGAUGAGGAAGUGCUUGUUGACAGUUUACAUUAGCAGUAUUAGCACAACAAUGGCAGGUCGCGGACAGACUUGGAGUUGCGAGGAGGUGCGAAACCUCAUAGAAAUUUGGUCUGAUGAACAUAUUAGAUCACAACUUUCAAAAACUCAUAAGAACAGCGCGGUUUUCUCUUUAUUUAGCAAACAGCUCAGGGAUAGGGGAUUUCAUAGGUCUGUGGAGCAGUGCCGGAUUAAGGCGAAAAAACUCCGCCAGCAGUACAUCCAAGUGCGAGAUGCACUUAAUAAAACAGGCAGCUCGGGUAACGAGAAAGACAAGUUCCCCUGGUACGAUGAUCUGGACAAAAUACUUGGGACAAAACCGGACGUUGAUCCAGUGGAUGUUGUUGAGUCCCAUGAAAAUUCAACUUCGUCCUCUUCCAAUGAUGCCAACACAGGUGACCGGGCUACCGCAUCUGACACAGAUAUUGACGUGGGAGAUUCAAGCAAUGUAUCAUCCCAUACUGAUAUCUCAAUCACUGCUGCUGCUGAUGAAGGAGUGUCUGAUGAUCCAAGCACAGAGAGCAAUGUCAAUGAAGAAAGCAUCAGAGGAGGGAGACUGCCCAUUCCUGGAGCCAAAGCUCGAAAAAGAAAGAAAAAGUCUUGUAAAACUGAUGAUGAAGUCCAGUCAUAUAUGAUGGACAACAAAAGGAUGCUGACAGAUUUGCAAAGAGCUGAAGAAAGCCAAGUGGCUCAAGAGGCUGCCUGUUUUGAGAGAAUACUUAAGGCACAACAGGAAGCCGAGGAGAGAAGAUUCCAGGUAAUGCAGGCACAGCAACAGGCCACUAACCAAAUGUUUCUCCAACUAAUGGGCACUCUUACAAGUGCGUUAAAUCCUGGUCAGCCUCAUCUUCAUGCUUCAACAAUGCCUGGUCAGCCUCAGCCUCAACCUCAUCCUGCAGCAAUGCCUAGUCAGCCUCAAUCUCAUUCCUUACAAUUACCAGCCUGGACCACGACAAUCCCACCAACAUCAAUCCCUAGUGCUUGGUCCUUGUCCCAGCAGUUUCAGCCAACCCAGCCUACUGCCCUGCUGCCAGUGAAUCAUCCACAUCAGCAUCGGCAAUCAGAAUCUCCAUCCACCCAAGAUGAGCAUCCUAGCACUUCUUCAAUUAUACAUAGUGCACACUACUACAACUUGUAGCUGUUGUUUUUUUUUAAUAUAGGAAAGGAUUUGCCUAUAAUGUUCAGUUAAUGUUUAUUUUUUUUCAUUUUAAUUGCUAGGUAAUGGUCAUGGUUUCCGUUCAGUGUUCUGAAUAAGCAAAAAGUACUACUUUCUGCGUUUACAUUUCUGAGAAAUAUGCUACCUCAUUUUGUUUCAACUUGUGGGAUACACAAGGAUAAUAUAGUAAAAAAAUAUAUUUUUUUGAAAUUACACAUAUUGCACGUAAUGUUUGGCAUAUUUCUUAAUGUUUUCAGCAAACAGUUAUGGCAAAGUUACAUUCAUCUGAAGUUAAACAGGCAGUUUUAGAGUUAAGAAUGUUAUUUUUUUAAAAAAAAAAUUUUUUGUGUAUGUUUACAAGUGUAAAAGCUAAUCCAGUGCCUAUUGUUAGCAGUCAGUUAAACCUCAAUGAGACCCUAAAGGGCACCACUUAUUCACUGAAAUAAUAACAUAGUACCUUUGCUUACUGUGUUUGUGUAUUGCC
Molecule: messenger RNA, 1783 nt
Organism: Paramisgurnus dabryanus
Lineage: Eukaryota; Metazoa; Chordata; Actinopteri; Cypriniformes; Cobitidae
Source: RefSeq, a predicted model, not a curated record